AUGAGUACAUCUGUAUUCCUUCAGCAGCAAGAAGUUGAGGCUCUCGGACUAUCCAAUGUGGACUCCCAAACCACGCUUGAAACAUACCGAACUCUCACCAUCCACUGCCUCGUCGCUGGAGAUUACCUCCGACCCAGCAGGUAUACCAUCGAAACACUGACGUUACAUUUUGCUGUGGACCAGAACGUGAAUGUGGAUACCAACAUCAGAAACUGGGUUUUGCUUGGCGUCGUGAUUCGGAUCGCUUUGCGCAUGGGAUUGCACCGCGAUCCGUCCCACUGGCCAAACAUCCGACCACUGCAUGCAGAACUUCGACGGCGAAUCUGGAUUGCCCUGUACCAGAUGGACUACUUCACGAGUACGGAGAUUGGACUCCCACGGAUAAUAAAGGACUCUCAAUGCGAUACACGCCCGCCCGCGCACUUGUUUGACGACGAUAUUGGCUUCGAACACGACGAGAUUCCACCUGAGCGGCCACUGACAGAUAAUAGCCCGCUCUUACACAUAAUUCAGAGACAUCCUAUCAUCAAAGUAUCAGCAGAGAUCUAUGAUGCUGUUGAAGUAGAGCCGCCAACAUCUGUUACUAUUGCUGCACUAAGCGCUAAGCUCCAAAAGGCCAUCGAUGCCCUUCCUGAGUGGCUCAAAUACAAGUCUCUGGAAACAGCAAUUGCAGACAAUCCUGUCACCAUAUUAAACCGGAUGUUCCUGGACGUCCUCUUUCAAAAGGCCAUUUAUCUCCUCCAUCGACACAGCUUCAUCAAAGGAUCAACGGGAGAAGAAAGCACAAAAUCCAAUGAGAUAUGCAUCCAAUCUGCACUGGCAAUCCUGGAGCAUCAGAGAAGAAUGAGCGAAGAGACUCAACCCGGAGGUCUUAUGUUCAGCAUUCGUUGGAAGGUAGCUUCAUCGCUUAGCCACGAGUUUCUGCAAGCUACGAUGAUGCUGUGUUUUGCUCUGAGCAGGGUCAAUGACGGAGAUGCUGGGAUGUCAAAUACCGGCGCUCUGCAUAGGAGACUUGACAUCGUGGAAGCCUUGACUAGUGCCAAGGGCCUAUGGGAGAAAAAUGCGGACCGAUCGGUUGAGGCACAAAAAGCAGCCAAAGCCAUCACGAAAGUGCUGAAACAAGACAUGGACAAAUCGAGCAUGCCCGCUUGGAUGCCUUCAGGUGGUAAGGAAACCUGCACUAUCCUAGUUUUUGGUCUAAUGUUGGUCUCUCAAUAG
Molecule: messenger RNA, 1218 nt
Organism: Penicillium riverlandense
Lineage: Eukaryota; Fungi; Ascomycota; Eurotiomycetes; Eurotiales; Aspergillaceae
Product: fungal specific transcription factor domain-containing protein
Exons: 1
Coding region: 1-1218 (405 amino acids)
Biological process (GO): DNA-templated transcription
Cellular component (GO): nucleus
Molecular function (GO): zinc ion binding; DNA binding
Source: RefSeq, a predicted model, not a curated record